AUGACACCUUCAAAGUAUGAGCAAUUUUUAAGUCUAAUCGCACCGGUGAUAACAAAAUCUUCCCUCAGGCGUGAAACAAUUAAAGCUAGUGAACGAUUAAUGGUCACUUUGAGAUACAUAUUUGGAGGCACUUCGCAAAUAGAUCUAGCUGGUAUGUUUCGAAUAAGUCCGACUUCGAUAGGAAGAAUUAUUAACGAAACCUCUAUUGCUAUAUGGACUAUUUUGUUAUCUAAAGAAUAUAUUAGCUACCCAAAAAGUGAAAAUGAAUGGAAAUUUAUAGCAAAUGAGUUUAAAAGGAAAUGGAACUUCUCUAAUUGUAUAGGGCUAUAG
Messenger RNA from Hydra vulgaris (swiftwater hydra), 330 nucleotides. RefSeq lists its product as uncharacterized. NCBI's taxonomy places the organism in Eukaryota, Metazoa, Cnidaria, Hydrozoa, Anthoathecata, Hydridae. The record is from RefSeq and is a predicted model, not a curated record.